Pocillopora meandrina is the source of this 3119-nucleotide messenger RNA. Lineage: Eukaryota; Metazoa; Cnidaria; Anthozoa; Scleractinia; Pocilloporidae. The record is from the annotation of a GenBank genome assembly.
AUGAUUUUUGCAGAUUUGGAUGAAUGUCAAGAGCAGGAACACAAUUGUCACGACAUGGCACAUUGUAGCAAUACUGAGGGCUCAUUCAAUUGCACUUGUCUUCAAGGAUUUACAGGAGACGGUGUUAUUUGUGCUGGUAUGAUAUUUGACUGAUUCCACGUGCUCAAAUAUGUCUCAACUGAAACCGGAAAUACCCGGUUAUAAAGACAAUUGAUUCUCCGCAACCUUCAAACGGAAUGUACAAUUUGAGGAUUGUAUCAUUUUGUUGUUUAGGAUGCAUAAACGUCUUUUUCUUUCUUGCCAAAGAGCUUUGGACGAUGAAAUUUUGUUCCAAGAGAAAAAACUAUUUGAAAGAUCAUUAAGCCAAUAUUUCCUAAUGGGCUCGAAAAUAUGCUCGCACAUAUCUUCUUUAACAGUAUGUGUAUUCCGAAGCUCCCAGUUUUCAUCGUGCUCGCUCUCGAAAACUGGUACCCCUCUCUGAACAGACGAUGUUAACAGUCAAAUAUUUGAAAAAUUUAGAUAUGAAUAAGUCUUCAAAGAUUCAUAUGCAGCUCAGCCCAAUCUUAUCCCUACAUGUACGCUCUCAGUUCCUGUGAUAUUAAUGCGUACCUUAGUAUCGUGCCCAUUUUCUCAAAUAAAGUGACUUAUAUAUCACUUUGAACCGCGAUAACCUUUUACAACUUGCCGAACAACGUUUAACUCCAAAUUUGGAUAGGGUAUGCUAUACAAUAUUCUCCAACUCCGACAAGAUCGUUCCAUUAAUAAUGAUUUCUUCUCAUGCAGAAAGAUAAUGCGUGCCAUUACAAAAAACGGGUAUCAAGAAUUCCUUGUUGGAGUUUCAAAAGACUCAGUAUUUUGUGGGUUUUGCUGAUGUUUCUAAGUUUUGAAAAUUAUUUAGGAAAUGGAAAAUUUCACUAAUCGUCACUGAAAAAACCCGUACAUAUGCCUCAACAAGUAAGCUCGUUGAAGAUUUGGAUGUCUGGUCAUGUUUUCGGUAUCAUUCUUGCCUCUUCGUUUCAAAAUAAAGUCAAUAUCUUCUUUGAGGUUACAAACAAGAGCCAUUUUCCAAAUUGGAUCUGACAACAACUUGUUGUUUCAUUUCAUCUAAUGCAAGCUAUUUUUUACGUUUAUAAUGACCUCUAAAUCUAUAGAUAUAAACGAGUGUAAGGAAAAACUGGAUGAUUGCGCUCCUGAGGCAAAGUGCUCUGACAGAUAUGGAUCAUUUGCAUGUAGAUGUUUACCUGGAUACUCUGGAGAUGGACGAUUUUGCAAUGGUACGUAUAACAAGCUCAAAUCUCUGGCUCACCUUUACGAACUCUGCCGCUGAAAUUCUGAAUGAAUUGUUAACUAAACGUUCUAGUAAACUUUGACAUUACGCCGAUGAAACUGUUAAGACCUUAGAUACUCAUGCGACCGGAAAUGUCGAUAAGGAUUAAAAUAAUAACCUUGAUUAAAAGACAACAAUGAUAAUGGUGGUAAUAAUAACAAUACUAUUGACAGAAUACCUGUCCUUACAAUAUGGACAUUUUCAAAAUGUAAUCUUACAGCUUUUGAUAUCUAUGAGCAAGAUCUAUUUCAUAACAUUCUUUCGAAAAAUUUAAGAGUCAUUUGAUAAUCGUCACUGUCAGUCUGACACCUCAACAGUAGUAACAAAACCUCAUCCAUGCCCCAUUCUUUUGGAUAUGGGCCUUGAGAAAUAAUAAGUUUUUUUUCUUUCUUUCUUUGUUUUUUGAGAUUAGGUUUGAGAGCUAUAUAGUCUUAAACACCUAUUUCUUUUUUCCUAUAGAUAUUAACGAAUGCAACACAAAUGUGCACAACUGCAACCCAUGGGCAGUUUGUAAUAACACAGUAGGAUCUUUUAGUUGCACAUGCUUCAAAGGAUAUGAAGGAAAUGGUACAAGUUGUGUUGGUAGGAAAUAUUUGCAAGAUCAAUUCUUUCUUGUUGUCUUUUAUUUACUGGGGCACUUAUCCUUGUAAUAAUACUUAAACACAUUUAUUAAAUUAUGUAGAUGUCGAUGAAUGUGCAACCUCAACUCAUAACUGUCAUGGAGUUGCUCACUGCUUUAACAAUCCGGGAUCCUUCAGCUGUGAGUGUCGCAAAGACUACAUUGGAGAUGGAAUAGCAUGUGAGCCAAACGGUAAGAUUAAAUUCAAAUUUCAGCGAAACGAAACCGGGCAAAAAAUUAAUCAGUUCAUUAAGUUCUAUACAUUUCUAUAAUCGAACAAGGUAGUCGGAGUAGAAUUAUCAUUUAUUUCAACGUUUGAUGUAAAGUGAGCCAAGCCUUAGAAUACUUCAUAACAAAAGCCCUGGUGUGAAACACCAGAAGACAAUUCAUUUUGUUGCUAAAAACAUGUUACAGAAAGCUUGUUUCUUUGAGGUUGAAAGCUUCAUGCAGAUGUGUUUCCAAAUAUUCCUAGGAGAUUUCUCGGUGACCAUCAGAAAUAUUUCAAAAGACAAGUACCAUGCCACAACUGUAAGUCGUUCAGUCAAAAGCGUCCAGGAAGCCGUGAUACAGGGUCUAAAUGAAGACUUGGCUGUACUGAAAAGCACUUUCGAAUGGAGCGUGGUUAGUGAAAUGGAGCUAGCUGCUUCCGAGUCAGCAUUAGGUACUUUAGUUAGUCAAGGAACAACGGAGUGGACAAUAAACAGACGAUCCAUACCAGCAGGUAUCUACCAAGUCAAAUUCAAUGCUACAAUUACAGUUGGAGAUCAAGAAUCCCCACGGAUGCUCUAUGCUUUUGAUUAUGGCUUUAUCGAGGUUAUUGCAGCUCCAGUGCGAGCAAUCAUUGAUGGGGGAAGCAGUGUUCGAUGGGGAUCCAAAAAUAUUGUGACUGUGGAUGGUUCCCUGAGUUACGAUGCUGAUAUUGGUCCUGGAAUACAUACUGGGCUCAACUUCACGUGGACCUGUCGGAAUAACACUAGUGUGAGCAACACUUGUUUCGGUUCCUUUCAUGAUGAAGGAAACUUAAGCUCCGCAAUAAUUAGAAUUGAUCCUAGUAGACUUGAAACCGAUAAGACUUACUUCCUACGACUUACUGUUUCCAAGGAUUUAAGAAGUUCAUUUGCUGAAAUGUCCUUUGCCAUAGCUGCUGGAGAGGUACCUCAGGUGACUCUCAGG